GUUAUAGAUGAUGUCUCUUGUCAUGAUUGUGCUGCAUCACAAGGUGGCUGCAAACAUGCCUUAUGUUUCCUGAUGUGGCUUGUGAAGCGGACUGAAGAACCUUCCCCAACGUCUACGGAGUGCUACUGGAAAAGACCCAAGUUGAGUGAAGCGAUAACUAAAGAUAAGUUUAUAGCAAUUUCAGAUAUUGGCAAAAAAAGAUCCCAUUCAAGCAUCUCAUCAUGUGAUGUUCCUACAUUAGAAGAUUUUUUAGAAGAAGCAAAAAAGCAUAAAAUAGGAGACAGUAUGUUACUCAAUUACCAAAUAAAAAAACCAAUCUUAAAUGAUUUUUGUAUAUUUGACAUGAUGCUCGACUUUGUAUCAAACAUCCCAGCAAACAUUUUAAAAAUAGAAGACAGUACUAAGUCUCAAGUUGAUAGCAAACUUUGGCACUCCUUAAGGCAAUCACGGAUUACAGCCUCGAAAAUUUAUGAAGUAUCUAGAUAUUCUAGAUGCACCACAAAGUCGGGGUCAUUGGUACAAGGUAUUUUAGGACAAUACAAAGUGCCUGAAACAAAAGCUAUAAAAAGGGGGAAAAGACUGGAAGGCGAAGUAAUCAAAAAACUUGAAACCGAAUUAGAAAAGCAAAUUUAUUCAGCGGGAUUCACCUUAAUAACGCCCAUAAUAGGAGCUUCACCAGAUGGUGUUACUUCAGACUUUGUGAUAGAAGUAAAAUGCCCAACCACAAGAAAAACCAUGCUGAAUUAUGUCAAGAACAACACGGUUUGUAAGAAAUUCCAAGCACAAGUACAAUUGCAGGUGUGUGCUAUCAAAAAGACUAGAGGCUUGUUCUGUGUGGCUGAUCCGCAGUUCGAAACUAACCACAAAAUAUAUAAAUAUUGGAUAAAAUAUGACAAAGUUUACACAGAUGAACUGCUUUUAUCAGCAGAAAAGUUUUGGAAAGAGAACAUUUUUGUAACCAUUUUGCAAAGUGUAAAAUAACUUCAGCCAUGUAACAUGCCCGAUAAAACUCAUUUAAUUUUUAUUGUAGUAUUAUUUCAAUGCUGUAUAGAUGAUCAUUUGAAGGGAUGUUUACAAAAACAACUGACUACACUGGCUGACACCUUGAACGAUUAACAAUGCUCCUUUUUAAGUGUCAACCGCUCUAAGCAGCUAUGUUGUUUUUAACCGACUUCAAAAAAAGGAGGUUCUCAGUUUGACCUGUAUGUAUCAGUUUGGCCGCGAUUCUCUCGCGUUUGGCUGAUCCGAUUUUGAUGCGGUUUUCAGAAGAAUUAUAACAAAUCGGUUUGCCAGUUUUGAAAUUGAAGCAAGAUUGUCCAACACGUUGGAACUCUUGUUACGACAUGCUGGAUAGAAUUUUAAAGAUAAAAGAAGCUGUCCAGAGUGCAUUGGGUAUUCUAAGCAAAACUGACUUGCUUCUUGACUCUCGAGAAUGGAUCAUCGUCGAUAAAGCUGUGCCCAUCUUGAAACCGUUCUACGAAAUAAGUGCGGAGAAAAAUGUCACUCUGUCGAAACUUCUCGUAUUCGUACAAACACAUGGUUGCUUG
Cydia fagiglandana is the source of this 1547-nucleotide messenger RNA. RefSeq lists its product as uncharacterized. The annotation marks the transcript as partial. Lineage: Eukaryota; Metazoa; Arthropoda; Insecta; Lepidoptera; Tortricidae. The transcript is spliced from 2 exons. The record is from RefSeq and is a predicted model, not a curated record.